Epinephelus fuscoguttatus (brown-marbled grouper) is the source of this 1976-nucleotide messenger RNA. It is a transcript of the gene idh3g, whose product is annotated as isocitrate dehydrogenase (NAD(+)) 3 non-catalytic subunit gamma. The record is from RefSeq and is a predicted model, not a curated record. Gene Ontology annotation, biological process: tricarboxylic acid cycle; isocitrate metabolic process. Gene Ontology annotation, molecular function: NAD binding; magnesium ion binding; oxidoreductase activity, acting on the CH-OH group of donors, NAD or NADP as acceptor. Gene Ontology annotation, cellular component: mitochondrion. Bases 710 to 1768 code for a protein of 352 amino acids. The transcript is spliced from 11 exons. NCBI's taxonomy places the organism in Eukaryota, Metazoa, Chordata, Actinopteri, Perciformes, Serranidae.
UUUCCUGAUGACAAUACACGCCUCACAAACAAGACAGAACAUUCCCAUUUUAUACGUGGACUGUGUGAUGUAGAAAAAGACAGAAGACCUUCUGUGAACACUGAUGUACUUCACAGUGUCAGUAAUGUCAUGGGAUUUCACAUGUCAGACAAUUAAUCGAUGUAUCCGUCUUGGCAAUUCCAGUGUCAUUUUAUCUUAAAUACAAAAUUGUUCCUGAUUCACAAUAUUUAAAAAAAAAUCAAAUAUGAUGACUUUGAUCAAUGAUAAACAUCAGUAGUAUAUUGCUUAACCCUUAAUAACAAUCAACUUUUUUACUGCUUAACGUUACCCUUACAGUCUUCCUUGGUGCUUUGGCUUUGUAAAACUUUACUGGUGAUUUUGCAUUUUCUAGUCCAUUUACAAUAGAUUUUUUUCCCCUCCAUUUCACUGCGGUAUGAAAACUGACUUUCACAAAUUAGAAAAUUGCUUUAUUAAAUGGCAAGUUACUGCAGUGUUUUGUGCUGAAUUCCAUAAGAGUUACAGUGAUUAAUUGAUAAUAGAUCAGUUCUCAACUAUUAAAUUAAAUGCAAACUAAUUUGAUUAUUAAUUAAUUAUUAAUUAUAAAUUUUCUGAUUCAAGCUUCUUAAAUGUGAAUAUUUUCUGGUUUCUUUCAGAUUCAAUUCAUUUAUUGGUCUCCUUAGUGAAAUUUGUGCAACUAACAAGCAACUGAAUGUUAAUGCCCCCUCCUGCAAAGUAUGGAGGCAGACACACUGUGACUCUCAUACCUGGAGAUGGAAUCGGCCCAGAGCUGCUAAGUCAUGUCAGAGAGGUUUUCAGGUUCAGCUGUGUGCCGGUGGACUUUGAGGUGGUACAUGUCAACUCUGCAAUGGAGACCGAGGAUGAUAUCAACAACGCCAUCACUGCCAUUCGCCGUAACGGAGUUGCCCUUAAAGGUAACAUAGAAACCAAACAUACCAUGGCGCCAUCUGUCAAAUCCAGGAAUAAUCUCCUACGCACAAGCUUAGACCUGUACGCCAAUGUGAUGCACUGCCAGUCGCUCCCUGGAGUCCAGACACGCCACAAGAACAUUGACAUCAUGAUCAUCAGGGAGAACACAGAGGGAGAGUACAGCAGUCUGGAGCACGAGAGUGUAUCAGGGGUAGUGGAGAGUCUUAAGAUCAUUACCAGGAACAAUUCCCUCAGGAUCGCCGAGUAUGCCUUCAAGCUGGCCAGGGAAAAAGGUCGUCGUAGGGUCACCGCCGUACAUAAGGCUAACAUCAUGAAACUCGGCGAUGGCUUGUUCCUGCAGUGUUGCAAAGAAGUGGCCUCUGGUUACCCCGACAUCACAUUUGACAGUAUGAUUGUGGACAACACCACCAUGCAGCUGGUGUCCAAGCCCCAGCAAUUUGAUGUGAUGGUGAUGCCCAAUCUGUACGGGAACGUGGUGAGCAACGUGUGUGCAGGCCUGGUGGGAGGGCCUGGCCUCGUGCCCGGUGCUAACUACGGCCGUGACUAUGCUGUCUUUGAAACGGCCACAAGGAACACAGGGAAGAGUAUUGCGGACAAGAACAUUGCUAACCCCACUGCCAUGCUGCUAGCCAGCUGCAUGAUGCUGGACCACCUCAAGCUUUAUGACUACGCAGCUAUGAUCCGAAGUGCAGUCCUCACCACCAUGAAUGAAACCAGGUUGCAUACAGCUGAUAUCGGGGGUCUGGGCACCACGUCAGAGGUGGUCCAGUCCAUCAUGAGGAUCAUCCAGAGUAAUGGACAGCUCACAUCUCAGUUCUAAACACACAUAUCAAUCACAGGUGUGAGUGUGAAGAGGUUAUCCAUGCAUGUCUGUUUCCAUGGCGUCGGGUCAUAGCACUGACAAGAACGUUUCCUUUUUUUGUUCUUGUUCACACAGUUUACUGAUCACUGUACAAACAACCUUUUAUCCACACACCUGUGAGUUUGGCGUGUAAUAAUGUCCUUGGCAAGACAGAUUUUAAAACGGU